AUGGAAAGUUUAAUAAUCAAAAAUACAAUCUAUUUAUCUAUCUCUUUUCCUUUAUUCAUAUAUAUAUAUCUAUCCCUUUUCCUUCAUAUCUAUCUACCCCUCCAUCCAUUCAUCUAUCUAUCUAUUUAUCUAUCUAUUUUUUCUAUCUAUCUAUCUUUUUUCAAUUAUUCAUAUCUAUCUAUCCCUUUUCUUCAUAUCUAUCUAUCUAUCUAUCCCUUUUCCUUUAUUCAUAUCUAUCUAUCCCUUUUCCUUCAUAUCUAUCUACCCCGUUUGCUUUCUUUCUAUCUAUCUAUCUAUCUAUCUAUCUAUCUAUCUAUCUAUCCCUUUUCCUUUAUUCAUAUCUAUCUAUCUAUCUAUCUAUCUAUCCCUUUAAUAUAUAUAUUUUUUUAUCUAAAUCCUGUUUUUGCUUUAUAUCUAUCUAUCUAUCUAUCUAUCUAUCUAUCUAUUUAUCUAUCUAUCUGA
This is a messenger RNA of Acanthosepion pharaonis, 462 nucleotides long. Lineage: Eukaryota; Metazoa; Mollusca; Cephalopoda; Sepiida; Sepiidae. The record is from the annotation of a GenBank genome assembly.